Phalaenopsis equestris is the source of this 1467-nucleotide messenger RNA. RefSeq names its product histidine biosynthesis bifunctional protein hisIE, chloroplastic. The coding region runs from base 451 to 1302 and encodes 283 amino acids. The transcript is spliced from 5 exons. Gene Ontology annotation, biological process: L-histidine biosynthetic process. The record is from RefSeq and is a predicted model, not a curated record. Lineage: Eukaryota; Viridiplantae; Streptophyta; Magnoliopsida; Asparagales; Orchidaceae. Gene Ontology annotation, molecular function: phosphoribosyl-AMP cyclohydrolase activity; phosphoribosyl-ATP diphosphatase activity.
UAUCGCUCUCCAGAAUCCUAAUCCCAACUACGCCCGUCCGAAAAUGAUCCGCUGAGAGUCCACCAUACGCGCGCUCGAUGUUUCUUUGCGAAACAUUAAUUCAGACGGAAUUAGGGCGGAGUCGGCUGCAAAAUAAAACUUUUUUUUUUUUUUGUCAUUUUUGAAGUGGGCCCGUGUCUCAGACUUCCUAUGUAAAUUUUUUUCCACACAUCCUCUGUUUCUGUCUUCAGUAGAUCUGCGCCGUAGAUCUCGUUCCUUCACCUAUCUCAGAUCGUACGACAGCCUCCACCUCCGUUGUCCGAAGUUCGCGUCACCCAGCUCGUGCCUCUCUCCGUUCUCAUUUUCCUCGUCUCUUCUCGGCCUCCUCCCAUCUUAAAUCCCUUUAGCCGCGACAGCCCCAGCAGACGCGGUUUGAUAUCUGGUGUUGAAGAAAUUGUUGAUCUUUUUCUCAUGUCAACUACGAACUUUGUGUGCUUCCUGAUUCCAAGCGCCAGAGUUAGAACUUGUGGGUCUUCUCUUCCUUUUAGCAUUACCACCAGACGGAGGUGUCAGAAGCUCUGCAGUCCGAUCACAGCAAGGGCUCCUAAGGAGGUUCUUUGCUUCAAUCCCAAGGUUAAGAAUGUACUGGACAGUGUAAAGUGGGAUGACAAGGGGUUAGUGGUUACCAUUGCUCAGAAUGUGGACACUGGAGCUGUUCUAAUGCAGGGAUUUGCAAAUAGGGAAGCUCUUGAAGCCACCCUUUCUUCUCGUAAGGCGACUUUCUACAGCCGUUCAAGGUCAUCUUUGUGGACAAAAGGGGAGACUUCAAGCAAUUUUAUUAACGUGCUCGACGUUUUUCUCGAUUGUGACCGCGAUUCUGUGAUAUAUCUUGGGAAGCCAGAUGGUCCUACUUGUCAUACUGGUUCUGAAACAUGCUAUUAUACUUCAAUUUUUGAUAUAUUGGAAGAUACACAGAAAAACAAAGAGCGGUCAGCAUUAACUACAUUGUAUUCACUGGAAGCUACAAUUUCUGAUCGCGAACACGAAAUUUUAACAGAACAAAAUAGAAAGCCCUCAUGGACCAGGAAGCUCAUGCAUGAUAACGAACUUCUUUGUUCUAAAAUCAGGGAGGAAGCCGAAGAACUCGCUCGAACGCUCCUAGAUGAUGAAGAUGGCUCCCGCAGCGUCGCCGAGAUGGGAGACCUGCUGUACCAUGCCAUGGUACUUCUCAGACUCAAGAACGUGAGAAUGGAGGAUGUCUUCGAAGUCCUUCGGAAGAGAUUUUCGCAGUCCGGGAUUGAAGAGAAGAACAGCCGUAGUUGAACUCAAUUACUUUCUUGCUUUGAACUGAUCUUUUAAGGUUCUAUAAUUUUCAACAAUUUCAGUUUUACAUGCAUACCUCCCAUUUCCUAUGUAGUUACAUAUUUAGCACCUAAACUUCAAUAAUUACAUAUAUGCCAGCCAACCUAUGUAUGAAAAGGUGUUUUU